GCGCAUUUUAUCAAUGUGAUAAUCAAAGGUCACCCUAUUCCGAACUGUAAGUAGCUGAUAUAAAAGUGACUUGCACUCACGAGUUACCGGUGGAUAUUGAGGAGUAUAAUUUGAAUUCAGUAAAAGUGGUGGCACAGAUCAAGUCAACAUUUAAAAAUCAGCAAGAUGAUUUUUGCAGCGAUACAAUCUGCAGCGUCUGCUCUUGCCAGUGUUGCAGCAUGGGCAGUGCCGGGCGAAAGCAGUUCAACAGCUGCGACAGAAAGCUUACAUCGUCUGUUGAACGAGUUGAAACUUUUAGAAAAGGAUCGGCAGAAAGAACUAAAUAAGGCCCUCGGAAACCAAGAAUUCAUGAGACACAAACCUAUGAUUGAAUUUUUAUCCAUUCUAUCGUUUGUGAACUGGCUUUUUAUGGAAUAUCUCUGUUACUAUGAUGCAGUGAAUACAUUGAUCCACUCCGAUGAAGGAUCGGAGGCUUCAAGGAAGGCCAUUAAGACCAUUGAAGCAUCUACUGAGCAGGUAGUCCAAUUCAAUAAAAUAGUAAAAUCGCAGGGUGAAAAGCUCUCUCCACCCAAUUUGAGGAUGACCAAUCAAACGGACCACUUACAAGCUUUAUUCAAAAGCACCAUUGAGAAAAAUGAAGAAGUUGAGGCCCAACUUCGCCUUAAAUUAUCCGAUCCUUCGUUCAAAAAACAUAUGAAGGAAGUGCCGCAUCUACCCGAAGGAGGAGGUGGAAACAAUAGUGAUGUAGGAAAGAUUAUAAGUGCACAUUUUUGCGCAAAAAAAUAAAAAAUUAUAAAAGAUUA
Molecule: messenger RNA, 803 nt
Organism: Bemisia tabaci
Lineage: Eukaryota; Metazoa; Arthropoda; Insecta; Hemiptera; Aleyrodidae
Source: RefSeq, a predicted model, not a curated record